AUGAUUUUUAUGUUGCAGCUGCCACUGAAUACAAAGCAAGAACCAAAACUCUGGAUCACUGAAGAGAAUCUUUACUAUCGUCUCGUACUGGUGAGUAUAUAGAUUGGACAUAAUUUGCUUACAUUACAUUUCUACUGCCCAUCUUAGGCCGCUAGAGGAGAAAGACGAGCCCAAAAAUGAACCUAACUCAAUUCUUCGGUUUCGUUUUUAGGCAAGGUUUCAUACACUGAAAAACUUUGACUGUCGGCCUUACACACAAGGCUCCCGUCAAAUUGUAAGAUUGGUUAUCUGUUAUUAAAAACGUCUUUCAAACCAAGCAAAGUUAAGUCAGUCUCUAGCUCGUGGUUCGUCCUUUGUCAACUAUUGCCUUUAAUGAAUUUUCUCUGGCAUUAACAAAGUACAUCUGAAUGAAAACAAAACGAGGAUAGAAAGCUCACAUAAUUGCCGGCAUAGAUUUCAGCUUCGGCCCUUUAGUCUCCAGAAAUAUCACAGAUACUCGAAAGCGACUCCCUAUCAUGCCAUGCGGGCAAUGUAGAAUUGUCUUCCAUAAUUAUUGUGUUAGAUGUAAUAGUAAAAGACGAUAGAAAAAUCUUUAGUAAAAACACGUCGUAUGAAAAUUAAUGAAAAGUAAAUAUAUGACACCCACAACACUAGGCAAGACAUAAUACUAAGCAAACAGCUUUGCACUUGCUAAUAUUUUUGUGGUAGUCUACUCCUCCCUCUUUGAAGACGUGCGAGAGAUUCAUUUUCGCUCGCUCUCAGAGUGAUUUUAUUUAUGAAAGACGCACAUAUGAAUAAACAAUUUCAAACAUACACAAAGGACGGAACAAACUUUUACUUUUCAAACUACUAAUCUCACAGUUUCGAUGGGCCACAAUUUAGAUCAUGGCCCAUUCAAACAACAGUAGUUAGACUAAAUUCCAUCUCAAGUUGAUUGCGCUGAAAGCAAAUGCCAUUUAUCGGCCAUUCACAAAAAUCUCAAGUUGAUUGCCAUGAAAUGUCAAUUUAAAUCGGUUUCUGUUGUUAUUCACGGGAUCGCGCAGGUUUUCUUUCGCGAAGUAUUCUAGUACCUUAUUGAUUACUGUGCAAAUUCUGAAAGCCUAAGGUUUUUCACGAACGCUCGUAGCUGGAGCUGAAACGUUUCUCUUUCUUAAAUAUUACGUAAUUUGGUGUGGACUUUUUCCUGUCCCAUGGCCAGUUUACGUUGUUACUGUAAAUAAAGUACACAGAUCGCCCGUCGUUCUCUUCCUCUUCUCUCUUGCACUUACACUAUCGACACCAUCCUGUUCCUUAACGGACCGAGAUUUUUUCCACUCCCCUUUCCCACCCCCCCCCCCCCCCCCCCCCCCCCCCCCCCCCACCCACAACCUAUUUUUCCUGUCCCACGGCCCGUUUAUGUUUUUACUGUAUAAAAAAUACACAGAUCGCCCGUCCUUCUCUUCCCCUUCUCCCUUGCUCUUACCCUAUCCCCCCCCCCCCGUUCCCUUACGGACCCAGAUUUUUUCCCCCCCCCCCCCCCCCCCCCCCCCCCCCCCUCCCCCCAACACGCACACACACAUGAACUCAACGCAUGAACGCAACAUCUAGUGCUUCGGCAUAAGGCCGCUUAAUUUCAUGAAAUAAAGAAGGCCAGAGGACAUAUACUCCUUCACGGGCUACUUCACUCACUACCGGUACGAGUUCGUCAGUUUAGAGAAUUUGGCUUUUAUUCAGACUGUUUAUAAGACCUGCACAAAAUAAUGUACAGUCCAACCUGCCUUUUACGAACGCUGAAGGGACAGAGCAAAAUGCCCGUAUUAGAGAGACACCCGUCACCACAAAUGACGUCAGUUUUAACAAUUCAGUGACUAAACACAGGCCCACAUUUUUCUUUCAAGUGUAUUUAAACUGAUCAAUAGAGAGCUCCAGAUUCCAAGACGAGUAUGACUACGAGAACAAGGAUUUUCUCAAUAUUGAAUAGUGCGCGCGCUUGAAUCAGCGUCAUUUUGGCGGAAAACAUGAUAGCCGUCGUAGUACUGUCAAGCAAGUUAUUUACUUUUAGAAGUUUUAUCGAUAUGCGAUCAGGAGCGGGCUUAACCCUUUCAAUAAAAAUAACCUUGCUAACUCUUCUGGUGAAAAAAAAAGCACAAUGACGUUUUCCCGGGUGUAUAUUUUUUUGAGAAUAUACGGAAAACUUAAGGUCACUAAAGGUCUCUGUCUAUCAGUAAAGCAGUAACGUACUAUUUAACAAUUAUUCCACGAGUGUGCGUAGCGCCUCGUUGGCUAUAAUUAUCUAACACCCAACAAGCGCGAGUGGAAUCAUUGUUUUGUUAAAAACGCCCACAAAAUAUGGAGAAUUUUUCCCGACUUUAUUUGUAAAAACAACCGACUUUUCAGUUUGUUUUUAAUUUUGAGACAACGCGCACAGUUACCAUAUUCGGAGACCAUGGUAUUAUGGCUCAUGUACCAUGAUGGCUUAGCAAAUCAGAGCUCUAGAAUUGUAUUAUCCAAUGAUUCAGUUUUUAAUAAUUAUAAUUAAUAGACUGUACAUCUCCGUUACCUACACAAACGCUUUCCUAUUCUUCUCUUUGGUCACAUGUUAGGGUAUUUUUUUAAAAUUUAAACUCCAGUUGAAGGUAAUUCAAUAAAGCGCUGAUAUAUAUUACUGCCGUACCACAAUUUCAUUAACAAACUACCAUCUGUAUCUGUAUCUGUAUUCUGCGUUUUCGACCAUGGGACCAGCAUCAAAGUGGUUUGGGUUACUGGGCGAUAGUAUUAAAAUGUGUGUUGGAGAAGAAAACGAUUGAAAUGUCACUUCAUCAAUACUUUGUCGCAUUUGCAAAUACAGUGGCCAGUGAAAAUGCAGAACUGCACGUUCUGCGCAUGCUUCCGGGUAUUUCGUUUUGGGUUGUAUACACAAUCUCGUUCCUAGAGGCGGCGAUCCUUUUGGUCAGAGACGGGGAUGACUCCUGGGUAGGUUGGCUGUUUACAGCCUCUGUAGAGGUUGAAACGAACACGACAAACUGCGCUAAGCCGGACACCUUGUGAAGCCUAUGUAACACAUCAUUCACUUGGUUUUCUGAACUUCACUGCAAGGUUGUGGUGCAUUGUGUAGCCGUCAUAAAGUGUCCGACCUCCUUAACCCAGCUCAACAAACAGCACUGAAGAGCAGAAAUAGCGCUUAUAAAAAAGAUUAAGAGAAAAUAGACUUCUGUGAAUAAUCUAUUUCACUUUACAAAAACUGGGCGUUCCGUGUAGAUUGAAUAGUUUGAACGAGUCAAAGGAACCCAGGUGAUAAAAACAAUACACAACCAAACAAAUUUACGACAAUGAUCACUUAAUGGCUCCUGUGGUCUUCUGUUUGAGCAACAAUGAAAAAAAUAGCUAGCUCCGGAAAUGGCGAUUUGAGUGAUCAAUGCAACCUCUAAUGCAUGUUUCAUCGACGCCGCCCGCCUUCGAUGAACAAUCCAUUACAAAUUACGAUCAAAUGUUCUGUUUGUAUGCAAAUAUAUUUAAUGGAACGCUAUUCAAUAUUUGGACAGGAGCUACACACUUGACCUCCUAAAUUUUUACGUCCUUUUCUAAUUAUACUGCCCCUUCUUUGAAGUGGUAUAUUCCGGCCGUGUAAGCAUGCUAUUUUUUUUUUUUUCAAUUAUUCCUCUGGUACAUCUGGUAUUUUUUUCCAUGUUUAUAACCGUGCGACUACUUAUCAUCCGAGAAGUAUCACUAAAGAAAAGGGAAACAAAAAAACAAAACAAUUUGAUCAGUUUUAUUGCAAUAAAAUUAAAGAGUCAUCGGAUCGGAGGGCUUCUAAAUUGCAUGAUGGUAAUCUGGUGAAAACUCUGCGUUAACCUCAAACAACCUGACAAAGCACUUAAUCUCAACGGCCUGGUUGGCCGGCAUUGUUAAAAAUACAUUUAAGCAAGAAUCUUAUACCGUGUAAGUGGAUAUUUCAGAACCAACAGCUGUGCACUUGUCGUGCAUAAAAAUGAAUAUUUUCACCUUUAUUAAAUAAAGCUGUUCUAGCUAUGCACUCCAGGACCCACUCUAUUAAUACCCUGUUGUGUGCUUCGCAACAAUAAUCUCAAGAGUUGAGAUCUAUAAUAUUACUUUUCUGCCAAAUAGCAAUUUAACAGAGGUUCCCGUUUGGCUUUAAGCGUCCUUUUGUUUAUCAGUUACCGCACAUUACGUAGCUUUGUUCAAGAGCAAAUUACCCGUAAAUGUAGUUUGCAAGAUCAUGCAAAUUCACGGUGAUUUCAUGUUAUUAGCUACAGGCACCCAUUUGUUUCACAUCGAUGCGUGCUUUUUACUUGCCCAUGCAGAGAAACAAGAUUUGACAUCAUUUUCCGCAGGAUGUCGAGAGUAGAUUUUAGGCGGCAGGUUUUACUUAACAAAGAAACCUGGCGAAAAGAGUUUCGCUGGAACCGAUCAUCUUAGAACUCACUCAAGGACAUUGUUUGUUUUAUCGCCUGGGAUUAACAAUUGUUAACAUUUGGGCUGUAUAUUGUUGUUUCUUUGAAACAGGAAUGGCUACAGGAGCCAAACUUACAAACUCGACGUCAAGUGCACUUACAGAAGCUCUGCCUACUCAACUGGCCAAGAUAAACCCAGGAAUUACAAAUAUUGUUCUAGCAGUGUUCGUCGCCUUGCAAAUCGUUGUGGCUUUGGGAGGAAAUUUUCUCGUAGUGGCAAGCUUUUACACAUUCCGGGAUCUACGGACAAAGUGCAAUUUUUUCAUCAUCUCUUUAGCAGUCAGUGAUAUUUUGGUGGCUUUCAUCGCUAUGCCAUUCUGGUUCACAAUACAACUAACCGAUAACGAUUGGAUUUACAGCAAGGAGCUGAAACAAUUUUGGGACAACACGGAUAUUUUGUGUGGCACUGCAUCUAUAAUGAACCUAACAGCAGUAAGCUUCGACCGCCAGCUGGCCAUCACUUCUCCGUUUAGCUAUCCCAAGAUCCUAACAACUCGGCGCGUAAUUUAUAUAAUAGGUUUCGUCUGGUUAUACGCUGCGGCUAUAUCAUGUUUAAGGUUGAUCAACGCGCCUGAUCUGGACUGGCCAUAUCCGAACUAUCUUUACUUCGUCUCCAUUGUAAGCUUCUUUCUACCUUUGCUCGCGAUGCUUGUUAUGUACACUCGUAUCUACCUUGUGGCUAGAUAUCAAGCUAAACGCAUCGGGAGAAACUACGCGUCUGAUAUUAAAGCCGCAAAGACAAUCGCAGUGGUUAUAGGAAGCUUUGUCAUCUGCUGGCUUCCGUUUUUUAUGGUUGUGCUAUCAUGGGCAAGCCCUUCCUUAGCUCCUCUACCAACCACUUUCUUCAACAUAGCAAAAUGGCUCGAAUAUUUGAAUAGUUGUCUGAACCCAAUUAUCUACACGUGCUUAAACCGAACCUACCGAAACGCUUUCAGGAAACUGUUUCGUCGAUGCCGGUCCAAAAUUAUGAGAGACAACAGAGACCCUACUUUAGGUACAACGUGGAUGAGCAUGGCCGAAACACACGCCAUAACGCAGGCAGGGCGCGAAUUGUCAUCCGACGCCAACGGACCUAUGAUUUCUAACGGAGGGGCGAUCGAGGAUGUUAAUGAGAACUUGCCUCUUAAAGAUGCGUUAUGAGAUUGCUAACAGUGUUACCUAAAGAUUGAUUUUGCAUCUGAAUGCCGUCUGUCAAAUAAUUUAAUAUUUAUAGAAAACCUGAUCCUUACACUUAGAAGCCGGUUGCUUAAACGAGUAUUACGGUUGAUAAACAAAACUGUGUUUGAGCUAUUUCCAAUUUGGCCCUUCUAAACAUUGUUAACCGGAAACAAUAUCAAUGAAGAAAGUAUCAAGCGCGGACUGGAAAAUCGGUAAUCAACUUCAUAGCAAUACUGGAGAUCUAACAAUUGUCUCAAACCACAAGCUAAGUUCGCUUCGUUUUUUGCAAGCGUCCCAUGGACACGAGCUUAGUUCUAAAACAAUGAAUUUGCUGAUAGGAAGAUAAACAUCACUGGGAAAAGUAGGAAGAGAUAAUCUUUAAACACUGUCUAUACAGAUAGGUGCUUGACUUCAGCACGAGAAUUUCUAUCGUUAUUAACAUGUUUGAAACUUUUGAGAAACUUUUUUUAAGGACGUUGUAAAUGAAGAGCGAAAACACAAAGAGGAAAUGUAACAACGCAAAAUGUCUCGAAAAUUUAGCAAAAAGUAUUAACUUUAUUAUUAACUUUCUCGUUUACCAUAAGAACUAUCAAUAACCUAAGGGCAAAAACACUAAAAGCGCAAAGUUUUCUACAAUUUUUUAGGUCUUUCAAGAAUUUUCAAGCCAAAUGUCUUAGUUCUCCAGAAUGUUAUAAAAAGGAAAAACGUACAAAAAUUAAGUCGCAAGAUAAAGCCGCGUGUCAAAAACAUCGCUGACUUGGAUGAAAAAAAUGGUUUCACGAUGAAACGGAGUAGAAAUAACCCAAAAUAACAACGUCUGGAUCAGAGUUCGUUUAGACUUUCCCGCUGUGAAGGAAGCUUCAUGAAGGUAGUGAUAAUUUAUAACUGUUAUUUAACUCAAGACAAAUUAUUUGUACAGAUAAGCUGCAGAGCUCGCUGAGAACAAAUUGGUUCAUAUAAAGAAACUUUAACAAAUUAGUAAGGACGACUGGAAAUAAUUAAAACUUGAAAUGCCGAAGAGUCUAAAUCAAGAGUAUUACCGAUGUAAACAAAAACCGGCGGAAUACUCUACGAGUUAGGAAUGCAUAGUGGCCGUCGAAGUCCAUCGCAUAUUAAUUAUAUUGUAACAG
Molecule: messenger RNA, 6739 nt
Organism: Porites evermanni
Lineage: Eukaryota; Metazoa; Cnidaria; Anthozoa; Scleractinia; Poritidae
Source: the annotation of a GenBank genome assembly